Molecule: messenger RNA, 1869 nt
Organism: Beta vulgaris subsp. vulgaris (sugar beet)
Lineage: Eukaryota; Viridiplantae; Streptophyta; Magnoliopsida; Caryophyllales; Amaranthaceae
Exons: 10
Coding region: 89-1219 (376 amino acids)
Cellular component (GO): U5 snRNP
Source: RefSeq, a predicted model, not a curated record
AAAGUACACACCUUAAUAGUCAAUACCGCCUGAGUGAAAAACAAAAACCUUCAAGUAGUGACAACUGCAAAAGAGCAAAAAAAUCGCCAUGGAAGGAGCUUCGUCCUCCUCUCGCAAGCGCCCUUUCUUAGAAGAAGAUGACGACUCCAACAAAAACAAGGAAAAGAGAGUGAGAUUUCCGAAAAAGAAGAAAUUGAAGGCAGGAGGACCACCUGAACCGGUGGCAGUGAAGGAGGAAGAUGAAUUGGCUGCGCUGCCUGAUCUUGCGGACCCUCGGCACGCUGCGAAAGAGCGGGCGAAGCGCCGCGGUCAGAUGACUACUCAACUAUUCACUGAGGAUGGUGAGGUUGAGUUAGCUCACAUUGCUUCUGCUGAAGUUGAUUAUAAGGAGAAUGAAUCUUUUGUUGAUGAUGGUAUCCAAUUGGAACCUUUUAAUUUGGAAAGAGAAAGGGAAGAAGGUUAUUUUGAUGAAGCGGGGAACUUUGUGGAAUAUGUACCUGAAAAGGAAGAGAAGGAUGCAUGGCUUGAUAGUCUUGCAAUGGACCCAACUCUUGCAGAUAGGGUCUCUACUAUUCCUAAUAAUGACGAUGAAGAGCAAGAGUUAUCUUCUGAUGAUGUUGGAAAGAUAAAGCGCCGCAUAGCCAGUGUUCUUGAACCUGGUGAAACAGUUUUGCAAGCAUUAAAGAGAUUAAAAGGUUCAAAUGACAAGAAAGUGAAGAUGUCACCAGAAACAAAGUGUGUUUUUGAUCAACUUACCGAAGAUGCCAUGAGGCUGAUGGAAACCGGCGAUUACAAUGUUUAUCAUGAAGAACGGGAGGUUUUUGAACGCGAGGCAGAAGGAUAUGAGGCCCUUGCUCGUGCAAGAAACAAUGUUGUAUCUGGAAUUGGGGAUGAUGCAAUGGACAUGUUUGCUGAUGAAGAUAAUGAUGUGGUUGCAAAAUCUGAGCAGACUAAUCACGUCUCUAGUGUAGGCACAAGUACUCAGCUGGCUGCGGAAAAUGGAAACCAAGAUUCAGGGAGCUCUUGGGCUGGGCAAAGUGACUAUGUAUAUGAUGAGGCAUCUGGUUACUAUUACAGCAGCAAUCUAGGAUACUAUUAUGAUCCCUCAACCGGGUUGUUUUGCUCUGCAUCAUCGGGACAAUGGUACAAGUACAAUGAGGCCAGUGGUGCUUAUGAUGAAGUUCAGUCGGAGACUGAAGCACCAUCAAGUGCUAACUGAUGACAAUCAAUUUGCUUUGGUGGUUGAAGAAAUGAUCCCUUGUUAAGCAAAGUUGCUCAUCAGAUCGUGAAUUCAGUUGUAGUUGUACAGGUACAAGUACAAAUGAAAAGGUGCCUUACUUAAGGAAGAUCGACCGGAGACAAACAUCAGAUGCAAGCUGGUUAUCAUGCGAAUGAGGUUUCUGGUUAGUUUUUACGUGUAGUUGAGUUUUGAAGAUGAGAUUUCCUGGAUCUUUACAUCAAAUUUAUUCACAAUAUAGGAAUGUAAAUUCUUUACCCACAACCGUUUCCUUUGCACUAUUUAUUUCUUAAUGGCUGUGUUAGGUUGAUAAAAGGUUCGCAUUCCUGAGAGAAGUGAAUCCCUUUGACGUGAAUAUGAUCGAUGUUCCUCGGUAAAAUUCAGUGCAUCUAUAGCAAAGCAGAACCCAAAAGUUAAACCAUCAUGUAUUUUAACAUGAAAAAGUUUGGCUUAGUAGUUUAGUAGUUAUGUGACAUUUGAUUUACUUAACUAAGAAAUCUGUAGCUAGGAAUGAGGAGUUCCUCUUGUAAGUUUUUUUUAUACACCCCUUAUGAGAACUUAAUAGCCUUUUACAAAGUAUUGUAGCUUUCCAACUCUUAUGCAGCAAUGUUUAUUGGUAUUUUGCCAGGUGA